This is a messenger RNA of Acanthamoeba castellanii str. Neff, 351 nucleotides long. Its product is annotated as berberine and berberine like domain containing protein. The record is from RefSeq and is a predicted model, not a curated record. The transcript has 3 exons. Lineage: Eukaryota; Discosea; Longamoebia; Acanthamoebidae. Gene Ontology annotation, molecular function: oxidoreductase activity; flavin adenine dinucleotide binding. Bases 1 to 351 code for a protein of 116 amino acids.
AUGUACGCCAUCGUUGCCACAGUGACGUCCAGCAAGCAGGGCGGCAAGAUCUCUGAAGUGCCCUGCGAGGAGUGUGCGAUUGGCUGGAGGGCCAACAAGUUCUUCAUUGCCAUCUUUUCCUCUUGGGAGAAGGAGGAGGAGGGCGACGCAAACAAGGCCUGGGUACGCGGCCUAAUGGAGGAUCUGAAGAAGUUCAGGGCCGCCACCAACUACAUCAACCUGGCCCUGCCCGAGUGGAAGAAGCGCCAGGCCAGCGACUUCUACGGUCCGCACCUCCAGCGUCUGCGCGAGCUCAAGCUCAAGUGGGAUCCCGACAACUUCUUCCGCUUCCAGACCUGCUUGACCGACUGA